This is a messenger RNA of Gekko japonicus, 2379 nucleotides long. It is a transcript of the gene CCDC170, whose product is annotated as coiled-coil domain containing 170. The record is from RefSeq and is a predicted model, not a curated record. Lineage: Eukaryota; Metazoa; Chordata; Lepidosauria; Squamata; Gekkonidae. The coding region runs from base 1 to 2352 and encodes 783 amino acids. The transcript is spliced from 14 exons.
AUGAGACCCAGCAGCGCUAGCAGUGGCUCUCGCUCAGGUUCUGCCGGUUCCAGACUCAUCGACGUGAACAGCAACACACCGUUGCUGCUCCCACCUGUCACUGCGACAGUCUCGCUAGCAGCGGAGGUUCGAGAUCAACACAAAAUGCUGAAAAAUGAAGUAGAACAAAGAGACAAAUCAACUGCAGAAAGAAAAAGAGAAAAACCAGAGGCACAAAAGAGUGGAACACUGGCCAUUUGUGCUAUCUUCUUCACAGAUUUCUGCACAUCUGGACAGGGAGCUCCUAAUUAUUCUAUCUUGGAUAUGCCUGUUACCCGAGAACAACUGUCUCACUAUCGGAAUGCCGCAGAAACAGCCCGUAGUGAGCUUGCAGCACUCCUGGUGAAGUAUGAAUUUGCUCAGGCGGAACUUUCAGAUCUUAAAUCCAAAGCAGUCUCUAAAGAUGUAUCUAUCCAGGAGCUGAAGGCUGAAGUGGAGAGCUACAAGGAAAAUGAAGCUAGGCAAUCUUCUUUACUUUUCUCUAUGCAAAGUAGAAUCCAAGAGAUUGAGAAGGAAUCAGGUACGAUUGCCAUUUCUAAAAAACAAGCAGACUUAAAAGUAGAGGCCAUGCUGCAGGAGAACUCGGAACUGAAGAAGGCAAUUUGUGAACAAGAAGGGCAAAUCAGACAAUAUGUAAAAGAGUCUGAAGAAAGCAAGAUCCAAGCCUUGAAGGCCAGCAGUGAACAUGAUGAAUUCAUAGCACAUCUUUGUCAUUUGUUUGACAUAAGAGAGAAAGAAGAGCCACAGGAAUUUCUGCUUUCAAAGAUCAGUAGCAUGCAAAAAGAAAAUGCUGUGCUAAAAGGACAAAUUGCCACAUUUGAAGACACCAUUAAUGUACAUGAGAUGGAAUCAAAAGCUAGCAGAGAAACCAUCAUGCGGCUCGUUUCAGAACUGAGCAAGGAGCAGAAGAACUCAGCAGCCUGUUUUGAAGAUAUGGAAAAGCUAAGCAAUGAUCUAAACAGCACUCUAACGGCCAAGCAGAAUCUUGAAAAAGAGAUCAGAAGCCUCCAAGAGAGGCUGGUUGUGAGCCAGAGGGCUUGGGAAGCCUUGCAGGAAGAACUGAGCUACCUAAAGAGAUGUUUUAGUAAACAAGAAGAGAGCCUGAAAAGCUGCACAGAGGAGGCUAGGGCAGGAAAAAAUCUGCACGAUGCAUUUAAAGAGAAAAUAAUUACUCUGUUCCAGAGCAAAUGUAACACAGUCAGUCCAUCUGACGAGGACAUUGUGGAGACAAUUCGUGAAAUGUGCCAUGCAGAAGAGAGCAACAAAACAAUGGUAGGCCAGCUGGAAGCCCAAAUAGCUAACCUGAAUGAGGCACUCAAGUCUCAGACCACGUCGCAGCAGGAGUUUUUACAAAGGGCCAAGAAAGCAGAAAACAAUUUUGGGACACUUCAUGAUCAACUGAUGCGUCUGGAAGGCGAGCUCGUAUCCAGGGAUGUAGCAUGUGAUGCUUGGAAGUUGGAGAAACAAAAAUAUCUUAAGUUUUUGGAUCAGCUUUCUGAAAAGAUGAAUCUGGACAGGGUGGCGGCUGAUAUUGGGUUUGACAUGAGGCUGGAUGCAGUACUGGCCCGGACUGAGCAAUUGAUCAGAUUGGAAGGAGACACAUUGACUGAAAAUAAAAUCAUGGCACGCAAUCUGCAAAGGAAGUUGAAAAUUCAAAAAGAGAAGCUUGACAGCAAAGAGCUCCAUGUGAAACUUUUGCAUCAGAAGAUAAUUCAGCUGGAAGAAGAGAAGCAAGUACGCACAGCCCUGGCGGUGGAAAGAGAUGAGGCCAACCUUACAGUUAGAAAGUUACAAAAGAAGCUGGAGAGGUUGCAGCAAGAACUUGUCUUGGCAAGAGAAACAAACACUGAUCUGAAAACAAAAUUGGCUGAUGCCAAUGAACUGAAGAUCAGAACACUGGAGCAGGACAAAACCAUAGAUGACCUGAGCAAGUCCCAAGAGAAGCUGGAAAAGAUUAAGACAAAGACUGAGAAGCAGCUAAUCGCAGUGAAGUCAGAGUUACAUGUUGUAGAGCGAGAAGCAAAGGAGGAUAAAGAGCGAGCUAAAAACAUCCUGGAAUCUGUUACCAGUGAAUCGAAAACCCUUAAAACUACUCUAGAGGAAGUAAUGAAGAGGGAGAGACAGCUGUCAGACUUCAGAGAAGUGGUCUCUCAAAUGUUGGGCCUCAAUAUUGCUACUGUUGCUCUUCCUGACUACGAAAUAAUUACUCGCUUAGAGGGACUGAUCCAUUCUCAUCAGCAUCACUUUGUUCCCUGUGUGUGCCUCAAAGACAUGGCUGUGAGGCAUGAUGGAUCAUUGCAAUUUCCCCACUAAAUACUUGAAGACACUGGAAACCCUCUC